Molecule: messenger RNA, 981 nt
Organism: Penicillium maclennaniae
Lineage: Eukaryota; Fungi; Ascomycota; Eurotiomycetes; Eurotiales; Aspergillaceae
Exons: 2
Coding region: 1-981 (326 amino acids)
Source: RefSeq, a predicted model, not a curated record
AUGACAGACAAUGUCCGCUCCGCACGGCUCAGCAUCGAGCAAGGUGUACGUGUUAAACAGACUCGCAAGUCCUCCUCAAAGCUCGACACUGCUGACUUGGAGAUAUACUUACAGGCUGCGCGGAUUCACAUCUCGGACUCGGGCUCCCCGACGCGUGUCAUCCCUGAGAGAACACUGUCUCGCUACCAGUCAGUCUUGCCGUCUGAUUCGGGUCAAGAUCUAUCUCCAGUCAGACAGUCCUUGGCCGAUUCCCUCCGCCUUCUGCCUUCUUCAAUGACCGGCCACCAGGCCUCCCAGGGUCCCUUUCUGAGUCUCCCUAACACACCCGAACGAAAUGCUUCGGGAGUAUGGGCAUUCCACAAUCCAGGGCAGUCGGAUUUCAUCAUCUGGGAAGAUUCACAACGCCGCCUGUCUCCACCCAGACACGCUCCUAUCUCGUUUUUCGACGUCGAAGAAGACAAAGAAAACAUCUACGCCACGGUCUCAGACUAUGACACCUCGGAGGGCGAAGAAACUACGAGAAACCACCUCGACUGGACACAAGCAGAUCUGAGCCCACGCGAUGUCUUUGGCCUGCCCAUAGGCUCUCAUUUUGGCCGACUAUUGGCCGAUACUUCAGGAGAUUGGUAUGCAGGGGACAUGAUCAGCCGCAAUACGAGCCGCCAUGGUAUCUUCAGCCCUCCAGCUCCUACCCCCACCGUGACAAACUUCCGACUCAACAUGCGAGCGGUGCUGCGUGAUGAAGAUGGAGAUGAAGAUGAGGAGUGGGGUGAUUACUUGUCCAUAACACAGAUCCAAGAACUACAGGAGCUGGGAUCCGUCUACACGCGGAGUGUUGAGCAACGAGCCUAUGAUGACCGUCACCUGCCUAUGCGCGAUGCUAAUGGGCAGGGCCAGGCGAAUGUCUUUCUCGGGGCGCGGCGUGUUACUGAGUAUCAGCGGCACCAGGACCGCCGUCGACAUGAAAUGGAGGAGGAUUAG